AGGGUCGGCUCCGCCGGGGAGCCCCAGUGGCUCAGGCUGCGAAAGUCAAGGUAGUGUGCAGGACGGCGGGAGAGCACUCGGGAUCAAGCUGCGACUCGGGACGCUGGUCCCGGGUAGGGGGAGCUGGUCCCGGCAGGGGGAGCAGGAGCCGGCCAGAGAUGCCCUGUAUCCAAGCCCAAUAUGGGACACCAGCACCGAGCCCAGGACCCCGUGACCACCUGGCAAAUGACCCCCUGACCUCUGAGCUCAGCAAGCCCAUCAUGGACCUGGCCAGCUCUGAGGCGGCUCCUACGGCCCCCACUGCCCUGCCCAGCUUCAGCACCUUCAUGGAUGGCUACACGGGGGAGUUUGACACCUUUCUUUACCAGCUGCCCGGGACAGCCCAGCCCUGCUCCUCGACCUCCUCCUCGGCUUCCUCCACAUCGUCAUCCUCAGCCACCUCUCCUGCCUCUGCUUCCUUCAAGUUUGAGGACUUCCAGGUGUACGGCUGCUACCCUGGCACCCUGAGUGGCCCACUAGAUGAGACCCUGUCCUCCAGUGGUUCUGACUACUAUGGCAGUCCCUGCUCAGCCCCGUCACCACCCACGCCUGGCCUCCAGCCGCCCCAGCUCUCCCCUUGGGAUGGCUCCUUCAGUCCCUUCUCACCUAACCAGACUUAUGAAGGCCUGCGGGCAUGGACAGAACAGAUUCCCAAGGCUCCUGGGCACCCCCAGCCGCCAGCCUUCUUUUCCUUCAGCCCUCCCACCGGCCCCAGCCCCAGCCUGGCCCAGAGUCCCCUAAAGCUGUUUCCCUCUCAAGCCACCCACCAGUUGGGGGACGGGGAGAGCUAUGCCAUGCCAACAGCUUUCCCAGGUCUGUUGCCCACUUCUCCACACCUUGAUGGCCCGGGGAUGCUGGAUGUGCCCGUGACCUCAGCCAAGUCUCGGAGUGGGGCUCCAGGUGGAAGUGAGGGCCGCUGUGCUGUGUGUGGAGACAACGCUUCAUGCCAGCAUUACGGAGUCCGCACCUGCGAGGGCUGCAAGGGCUUCUUCAAGCGCACAGUGCAGAAAAACGCCAAGUACAUCUGCCUGGCUAACAAGGACUGCCCUGUGGACAAGAGGCGGCGAAACCGCUGCCAGUUCUGCCGCUUCCAGAAGUGCCUGGCCGUGGGCAUGGUGAAAGAAGUUGUCCGAACAGACAGCCUGAAGGGGCGGCGGGGGCGGCUCCCUUCAAAGCCCAAGCAGCCCCCAGAUGCCUCCCCUGCCAAUCUCCUCACCUCCCUGGUCCGGGCGCACCUGGACUCAGGGCCCAGCACAGCCAAACUGGACUACUCCAAGUUCCAGGAGCUGGUGCUGCCCCACUUCGGGAAGGAGGAUGCUGGGGAUGUGCAGCAGUUCUAUGACCUGCUCUCGGGGUCCCUGGAGGUUAUCCGCAAGUGGGCCGAGAAGAUCCCUGGCUUCGCCGAGCUGUCCCCAGGUGACCAGGACCUGCUGCUGGAGUCGGCCUUCCUAGAGCUCUUCAUUCUCCGCCUGGCCUACCGGUCCAAGCCAGCUGAGGGGAAGCUCAUCUUUUGCUCCGGCCUAGUGCUGCACCGGCUGCAGUGCGCCCGAGGCUUUGGCGACUGGAUCGACAGUAUUCUGGCCUUCUCGCGGUCCCUGCAUAGCUUGGUGGUUGAUGUCCCUGCCUUCGCCUGCCUCUCAGCACUUGUCCUCAUCACAGACCGCCACGGGCUGCAGGAACCACAGCGGGUGGAAGAGCUGCAGAACCGCAUUGCCAGCUGCCUGAAGGAUCACGUCUCGGCCCUGGCGGGCGAGCCCCAGCCAGCCAGCUGCCUGUCACGCCUGCUAGGCAAGCUGCCUGAGCUGCGAACCCUGUGCACCCAGGGCCUGCAGCGUAUCUUCUACCUCAAGCUGGAGGACUUGGUGCCCCCUCCGCCCAUCGUCGACAAGAUCUUUAUGGAGACGCUGCCCUUCUGACCCCAGCCUGGGAACACCUGUGCACUGUGUGUGCACGUUCCUAUGCCACCCCACGUGCCUUGAUCCCAUGGUCCUCAGACCCCCGGAGCAACCCCCCACACCUGGGCUGGAGCUACAGGCUGGGCAGCCUCCCUGUUUGCUCUCGGAGGUCAUGCCCUGAGGGAGAGGGAUGCAUUUAUGGAGAGGACUCCUACUCUUUGUCUUACCCCCCAUCCUGGCCCUGGCCUUCAUGUUUUUGUAAGAUAAACUGUUUUUAACACACACUGCCGUGCUGUAAAUAAGCCAAAUUCUGCUGUAAAUACAGGAAGGAAGAGGUUGAGGUGGGGGUGGUGUUGGGAAGGAGGGACAGGCCCCACCAGCCCGGGCAAACCUUUCCCAGCCUCCUCCUGGCUCUCUCUUCCCACCUCCUUCCACAUGUACAUAAACUCACUCUAAGAGGAAGGCAAAUGACAGAUUCUGACAUUUAUAUUUGUGUAUUUUCCUGGAUUUAUAGUAUGUGACUUUUCUGAUUAAUAUAUUUAAUAUAUUGAAUAAAAAAUAGACAUGUAGCUGAAACUG
This is a messenger RNA of Pteropus alecto (black flying fox), 2513 nucleotides long. RefSeq names its product nuclear receptor subfamily 4 group A member 1 (gene NR4A1). Bases 159 to 1955 code for a protein of 598 amino acids. NCBI's taxonomy places the organism in Eukaryota, Metazoa, Chordata, Mammalia, Chiroptera, Pteropodidae. The record is from RefSeq and is a predicted model, not a curated record. Gene Ontology annotation, molecular function: nuclear glucocorticoid receptor binding; RNA polymerase II cis-regulatory region sequence-specific DNA binding; zinc ion binding. The transcript has 7 exons. Gene Ontology annotation, cellular component: transcription regulator complex; nucleus. Gene Ontology annotation, biological process: regulation of transcription by RNA polymerase II; cellular response to corticotropin-releasing hormone stimulus.